Molecule: messenger RNA, 1591 nt
Organism: Corapipo altera (White-ruffed manakin)
Lineage: Eukaryota; Metazoa; Chordata; Aves; Passeriformes; Pipridae
Gene: TNFRSF6B
Product: TNF receptor superfamily member 6b
Exons: 6
Coding region: 320-1213 (297 amino acids)
Molecular function (GO): protein binding
Source: RefSeq, a predicted model, not a curated record
GCAGGCAGCAGUACAUGCUCUGCCCAGCACUGUACCUGCAAGGCUGAGUUCAGUUUCCACUGAAAUCCUUGAGGUCCAAGACUUAUGGCAGUGUCACCUGAAAGGGAUUUAAGUGCUGACCCCCUCAGCUGCUGGAUGUUGUGGUCCCACAAAAGGCAAACGCACUUUAUCGCCCCGAAAGCUUCACUUUCAGAGGCAAACGCAGAAACGAGAGCGAAAGCGGCGCUCAGGAAGAGGGGGAGCGCCGGGACGGGAAAGCGGAGCCGGUGCCGCCGCAACGGGGGUUUCUGAUCCCGGCGCUCAGAAGCCCCAUGCAGUGAUGCCAUCCUGCCACAUGCCGAGUUUGAGGCAUCCAUCCAAGUGGAUGUUUCCCCCUCUCCUCCUGUUCCUGGCUGAGCUCGGCUGCAAAGCCCAACCCACUUACCCAUGGAAGGACCCGGUGACGAGAGAGAGGAUCACGUGCGAACAGUGCCCGCCGGGGACAUUCGUGUCACAGCACUGCAGCAGGGACAACCGGACCCAGUGCGAUCCCUGCCCGGAGCUGCACUACACGCAGUACUGGAACUACCUGGAGAAGUGCCGGUACUGCAACGUGAUCUGCGGCGAGAAGCAGGUGGAGGUGCAGCAGUGCGAUGCCACGCACAACCGCGUCUGUCAGUGCCAGGAGGGAUACUACUCGGACAUGGAGCUCUGCAUCAGGCACUCCGAGUGCCCGCCGGGCUCCGGCGUGGAGAAACCAGGUACCCCUUUUGAGGACACCAAGUGCCACGAGUGUCCCCCCGGCUUCUUCUCCUCCAGCUCCAGCACUGAUCCAUGCCAGCCACACCAGGACUGUGAGCAGCAGGGGAAGGUGACCAAUGUUCAGGGCAACCAGUUCCACGACACCCUCUGCACCUCCUGCAGACUGGGGAAAGGCAACACUACGCAGGGACCAGCUGUAGAGGACGACGACUGUGAACAAGCCAUGAUAGACUUUGUGGUGUAUCAGAACAUCCCCGUCAAGAAGCUGAAGCGCCUCCAGCAGAUCCUGGAGCGCUCACCAAGGAAGCAGCAACCAUGGACCAGGGCAGCCAUCCAGGAGAAAUUCCGGACUUUCCUCACUCACAAGAAAGAGGAGCACUACGAGGUCAUCAAGAAGCUGCUGGAUGCGCUGCGCCUUGUCAAGCUCCACUCCAUCGAGGAGGAGGUCCGCAAGCGCUUCCUGCUGCUCUGAGAGCACGAACUGGACUUUUUGGGUGCUUUUUGGUUUGGUUUUUUCCUUCUGUGGCUUCAUUAAUUUAUUCAUCUUUCCAAGCAUAACUUGAAAAGCAGUAUGAGAGAUGAGUGACGGGUUGGAGUGACACCGUACCGUGGCAGCAGUGGGAUGGGAUGGGAUGGGAUGGGAUGGGAUGGGAUGGGAUGGGAUGGGAUGUGUGAACAGCAGUGUCCCUACAGUGGGGCAGCUCCUGGGAGCUCUCCAGGUGUUGGUCACUGAUUUUCCAGCCCUUGACAAGGCUCAAUAUUUUAUCAGAAGAGAAACCUGCACCCAGGGUCAUUGUUUCUGUGAAGAACCCAGUCCUCUUUAGAGAAAACUGUCUGGCUUUGUUUUAAA